AUGGAAUACUGUACUAAUGUCAUGAUCGUCGGCCUAGUGGUGCUCGUUGCGCUACUUCCGCUUUCCGCACGAGUGCUGGUCGGCGCGAUUCCACGACGCGGAAACGAACCAUGGUCAUUGGUCUUGUGCAAGUUCAAAGAUAGCGACUACGAGCCGCGAACUGCUGAAUGGUUUUCCGAAUGGAUUUCUGGCGGAAAUAAUCCAGACACCAUUGAGAACUACUUUUCAUCCGUCUCAAACACUAUUUAUACCAUCAAAGGUUCGAAUGUAACGAAAUGGUUGCGACUUCCGUGGACUCGUCACGAAGUUCUUCGAAUGGCCCUUAUGGAUCCAAGAUUGCAAUCGAUACGAGACCGUCCAUUUGCUCACUCAGUAUUCCGUAAUUUGGCUUUUAAGAUGUUUGACAAGGCUAAACAGCUCUGCAUUUCGUUUGCUGAGCAAAAUGGUUUUACUUUGCACAGACGGAAAAUUACCGUGAUCAAUAUGGAGAACACAGCCGUCUACAGCAAGGAUACCGGCGUGUUGCUGACUCCGAAACUGAUUUUCUCGUCAGUUUUGACGCAUGAGAUGAUUCAUGGAAUGAAUGUUGGUCAUUCCUAUAGCGAUCGAAAAGUACAACUUGUGAGCAGAAGUCGAACAUCACUGAAUUUCGUGCAGGUGUUUCCCUACGCUGCACCAGGAGAAUAUGAUGACAAAUACGAUUUGAUGUCCACCGCCAAUGCUCACAUGCGUCUGUCAACUUACGGACUUAGUGGUCCUGGUUUGAAUGGACCACAUCUGGACUAUCUUGGCUGGCUUCCACAGAACAGGAUUGUGUAUUUUGGACGCGAUGGUCGAACUAAUUACACUCUGCGACUUUCCUCACUUUCCGUCCCUCAUCGUCUCACCAAUGGUUGGUUGCUGGUGAUGAUACCGUAUGAUCGCGAUGACCCAGGAAAUGUAUACACUAUUGAACAUCGUACUCCGGUUGGAAACGAUGUGGCUAUAAAGCAGGGUGCUGUUGUGGUCCAUAAAGUGCAUCGUAUCGGUCAAUCCUACUAUUCGACUCUGAUAACACAUGAGCAUGGCGAAUUCGAUGAACUAACUGCUGGCACCGAGUGGCUACGAUUCCUCAACACAAAUAUUGACGGGGGUUUUCAGUACAUACGGGUUAAAGUAAGGAUUAUCCUUCUACUUUACAUUUGCAAAAUAAUAGGCAAAUUUACCAGUAAGGAGGUAUGUCAUGGCAAAGAAGUGCGGAUUCCGAUACACGCCUCGUUCUCGUUGAUUUCUCGUGGUGUCCGAAGCGUCUGCAUCGAUCGCAAUCGGACCAUCACACAAAACGAUGUGGAUCGACAGUAUCUCCGACAAGCAUUCUUCGUCAUGAGAAGGACGUUUGGACAAAACGAAUGUAUUAGUGGUUACACAUGGCGAGCUAUCGAUGCGUACGACUAUGUCUGCGUAGAACCACAUCGGUGA
Molecule: messenger RNA, 1458 nt
Organism: Angiostrongylus costaricensis
Lineage: Eukaryota; Metazoa; Nematoda; Chromadorea; Rhabditida; Metastrongylidae
Source: the annotation of a GenBank genome assembly